AUGUCAAAGUGUGAAAAAUGCAACAAAAAUAUUACAAGAACUCGUCCUGGAGUGGAGUGUCAUCGUUGUGAGAAGAUGGUGCAUUUGAACACUGAAUGCUCAGGGCUUACUACCAAACAAAGAAAUGCGCUUCGUGCAAAUAAAAACCUAGAUUGGUCAUGUUCUGAAUGCAAAAACACCUCAUCUAGACGAACUUCGAUUAUAAUAAAUUUAGCAGCACAGAUUCUGACAUCAAAAUUAGAAAAAGCCAUUAAGGACAAUACAUUUACUAGUAAAAUAUCUAAACGUAAAACACCACUUAAGCCUUGGAUUACUGUGGGGAUUGUAAAUUCAAUUCGAAAGAGAGACAAAAUGCAUAAAAAAUUAAAAAAAGAUUUAAAUAAUGAGCAAUUGGGACACAUAUACCGAAACUAUCGAAACACAUUAAAUAGAUUAAUAAAACAAUUAAAAAUAAAUUAUUAUAAAGUGUUAUUAGAAAAAAAUAAAGGCAAUAUGAAGGAAACUUGGAAUACAAUAAAGGAAAUAUGUAAUAUGGUAAAAAAGAAAGAAUCUUCCACAGAUUUACUCAAACAUUGUUUAAAUACUACUCACUCUCUUGACAAUGUUAAUAGGUUUUUCGCAACGGUUGGUUAUAGUCUUGCAAAUGAUAUUUUAUCCAAACUUAACACUACUGACAGUUCUCUUUCUCUAUUGGCAAAAUGCAAAGAUGCACCAAACGGUUCAAUGUCCGUCUACCUAACCGAUUCGGUGGAAGUUUCAAGCGUCAUCUGCAGUAUUAAAUCAAGUAACUCAUCGGGAUAUGAUUGUAUUACGUCUAAAAUUCUAAAAGAUAACAUAAAACACAUUUCGGAACCUAUUGCAUAUUUAAUUAAUUUGACAUUUGAAUAUGGUGUUUUCCCCAAAAUCUAUAAAAAUGCAAUUGUCUGUCCCAUAUAUAAAUCUGGGGACAAAUCUUCACCGAAUAACUAUCGCCCAAUUUCACUAUUAAGCACAAUGUCUAAGGUUCUCGAAAAAAUAUUCAACAAGCGACUAAUGAAUUAUUUAGAAAAGAAUGAGCUUUUGGAUAAAAACCAAUUCGGUUUUCGUGCUAACAGGUCCACAGAUGACGCUGUACUUCAACUUACUUCAAAUAUUACACGUUAUCUUGAUAAAAAUGAAAAGGUAAUAGGAGUAUUCCUGGACCUUCAGAAGGCAUUCGAUACCGUAUCUGUUCCAAUAUUAUUAACACGUUUGGAAAAUAUGGGAAUCAGGGGAAAUGCACUUAUGUGGUUCCAGGACUACCUUUCGGAUAGGAAGCAACGUGUUAGGGUUGAUGGCUUAUUAAGUAAUGAAUUCAGCUCCAUUUACGGUGUGCCACAAGGCAGUACACUUGGGCCAAGCCUUUUUUUAAUUUACAUAAACGAUUUGUGUAAAACUAAUCUCAAGGGUGCUGAUAUUCAAAUGUUUGCUGAUGAUACAGUCAUACUGUUUCAUGGCGAGUCUUGGGAAUGUGUACAUCGUCUUGCUGAAGACGGUCUUCGUACUAUUACAUCAUGGUUAGAAAACAGCUUGCUAACACUCAACACAAGUAAAACAAAAUAUAUGUGCUUCAGUAAAACUAAUAUUAAUUCACCCAAAUCUUCUAGUUUACAAAUCCAUUCCUAUCCUUGCAAUCGACAAGCCAAUACCGAGAAUAAAUCAUGUACUUGCUCAUUAAUCGAAAGAGUAAAAGUUAUAAAAUAUCUAGGAAUAAGUAUUGAUGAUAAGCUCAACUGGAAACAGCACAUAACAUCUGUUGCUAAUAGACUCAGGAAAUUAGUUUAUGUGUUUAGAGAAUUGCGCACUGUUUCAGAACUUCCACUCUUAAUACAAACUUAUAAAGCACUUGCAGAAUGUGUAAUUACAUACUGUAUAUGUUCGUGGGGAGCAGCAGCUAAAACACAUUUAAUAGAACUUGAACGAGCACAAAGAUAUCUCCUCAAAGUAAUAUUAUACCUUCCAUUUAGGCAUCCAACUGCUGCAUUAUUCAAAACGGCAAACGUACUUUCUGUGCGCCAACUAUAUAUCUAUAAUUGUAUAAAAAAAUACCAUAAAUUUACGGUACCAUAUCUUCCCUCCACUGGAAAAAGACGAGAACGUUUCACAGUUGAGCGAGUGAGAUGUAAGAUUGCUCGACAGCAUUAUCAAUUUCAGGCACCAAGACUUUACAAUUACUUUAGUGUAAAUAAUAAAUUGAGAAACCUAUCUAUGUACCAACUAAAAUCCAAAGUUUUAUUAUGGUUACGUAAGUUGAAAUACAACGAGACGGAAAAUCUAUUAAAAAUAACUCAAUAG
Parnassius mnemosyne (clouded apollo) is the source of this 2313-nucleotide messenger RNA. The record is from the annotation of a GenBank genome assembly. Lineage: Eukaryota; Metazoa; Arthropoda; Insecta; Lepidoptera; Papilionidae.